CCUGCACUUCUAUUGUUGAGGUGUUCUUCGUUUGGACAGAUGUUGAGUACGUUGAGUUAUGGACAGAAGAUUAAGCAUCCUUAAGCCCAUCCCUGAGUCCUUUUUCCCCUUGUAGGUCUCAAGACGAACAAGUCACUCUGGACGAGAGUAUGGGAAGAGUCAGCUCUGUGGCCCAGCUUACUACAAAGAAACAAAUGAAUCACAUUUACACGGUCUGAUGUUUUCUACAAUUGAUCAAACACACAUAAUUUUGAAGACUCUAAGUCACAAACUUGGCUUCUCAUGGAAGAACGAGGAUGGCAACGCCUAUUCGUACGUUUUUCUUCGUGAUUUCUUUGUCUCUGAUGGAAAUGGUGGAGGCAAAACAAACCUUUUUGCGUAAGAGUUCCGAUUCUCCAGGAGAUGUGAACUUAUGACGCAUUAUGGAGUUCUAAUAGGUCAUUUUUCCCUCAUUUUCAUCCUAAGUUGGUCCCUCCAGGCAAAUUAUAGUAAGUACUAACUUGAUUGAUUUUCCAUUUCUCAUUUUCGAGUUGGGUGGGCUCCACUGGAAUUACAGUAGGUACCUACUUGGCAGUGUCUUCUAUACUCACUUCUUCUUCAUUGUUUCUCUAACAAUGUCAUCGAAACAAACCGCUACACCUUCUGCACUUGCGCGCCCUGCUCAUGCUCCGUACUUGAGGGGGGCGUCAUCUUUUACUCAAGUUCUCAGUCAAGAAGAGGCAGAUAAUUAUGGCUGAAACGACUUUCGGAUGCAACUACAACAUAGUGCGAGACUCUGAGAGAGAGUACCUUUUCAAUCAGAAGUACAAGUUAACAUUUUUCAGGUGUUCAUCGUAUUUAACAGUAUUUCUAUUUGUUCAUUCUCCGAUCCGCCCUACAAACAACAGAUCUUGAUGCAAUAUUAUUAUACUCUUCAUAUUCAUAGUACGUCCGAGGAGAAGACAGAUGGGUAUUGCGAUAAAAUGCAGUUGGCGGAGCUGGUCACCCUUUGCAACGGAGCUACGAAUAUCAAGCACCAGAUGCAAACCAGAACUGUUAAGGUGGAUGAACAUGAAUCCGUUACACCCCAAGAUCUGACACCUCCAUCAGGGCUACUGCAUUUUUAUAAAAAUAUCUAAAUCUAACAAUAAGCCGAAUCGGUUGGACCGAGAUGUAUUCCGUGUGGAACAAAAAAUGGUCCCCAAGUGCGAAUUGGUAUACGCGAAGAUGACCCCCGCUGAACUCGAAAGUUAUGCUGGGACUACGAGGCUCAAUGUCCUCAUUGUUCACCAUCAACUAUCUACUGUUCUGCUGCGACAAAACAGCUACAACCGUAUUUCAUAUACCUUGAGUGAAGUAGAGUACCGCUAUGCCUACUGCGACUAUUUGCUUAGUACUUCUACAUUUAGAGCACUCUUCCUGUAGUUGAGGUUGACGCUAAUUGAUUCCCUAGUAAAAAAAUAGAUAAUGGUCACAAUCUUUGCAGGAAUGAGAUUCUUCUCUCACUGCUGACAUAGCCCAUUUUCGACACGAAGAGGCAUUCUGGGUUCUCUCCCAAGAGUGAAGAUCCACGAGUGAGCCGUCGCCCAAUCUAAGAUGAAGUUAAGGCUAUUAUGAAGCUUCAUAAAAGUAUCCUUGGUUACGAACCUCACCAACCCACCUUGGCGGUUUUUUUUUGUAAGGGGAAAAGACGCCAAGCAUCAACAUGUUCCCAAGGGUGCCAAUGCGGUAGCUCUAAGGAAGGCGUCUUCGUUGCUAGCGAAUGCGUGGAACCCGGUCACGCGUACUCGUGGACCAAGGACAAGGAUCCCAAACAGUGGGACUUCGAUUAAGCUUUCUGAUUCAUCGCAUGCGCGAACUGAAUAAAAGAAAAGAAGAGAUUGUCUUAAUCCUCCUUCUGCGAUUGUCUUAAUCCGCACUGCUCGCUGUGUAAAAUGCUUACCAUGGGGUGGUCUCCGUUGCUCUGUGCAAGAUUUACUUCAGAACUCACCAGGGAGAGUUAGACCUGAAGUGCAUGACCAUGGCCGUGACUCCUUCUGAAUAGCGCUUCUACAUGGCCAUACCAUACAAGUUGCAACUUCUUCCUGUGGAUAUUCCAUAUGUCUCGACAGGAAGAAGUUGCAACUUGUAUGUUUGUUUCUGGAAUAUGAUUCAAGGAUCUGGUAAGUUCGGGUACUCAUACGUGGUUCUGUGUUCCGGCAUUUUAGAGAGACCCUGCCGUCAAGAAAAUGAAUAAAAUGACUAAGUAUAAGUGUGUAAGUGCCCGACGGCAGGGUCUAUACAAGGGCAAGAAGAUCGUGUAGUCGGGGAAAAAAACCGCGAGAAAUAGAUAUGUAAGAACAGAACAUUAUGAUUAAAAGAAAAUUGUAAUCGAAAAGAAGUAAAUGAAGCGUAUGCAACUUCUUCCUGUGUUUGUUUCAUAUGUAGAUUGUUAUUGUUUGUUUCUAACACAGCAAGAAAAAGGCGCAAAGUAAUGCAUGCUGCUUGGUGAGCGAUGGGAAGUAUAAGGAAACGGAUGCGGCUACGCCUGAGGAAAAUAUGAGGAGCUGGGUGCUGAGAAUAACAAUGCUGGUGCUCCUGGUGAUACUACUCGUGAUUCUGCUGGUGAUGAUAGUGCUAAAGGUCAGACGCAUAGGGGCAAUGCCAUGA
Messenger RNA from Amoebophrya sp. A25, 2628 nucleotides. The record is from the annotation of a GenBank genome assembly. Lineage: Eukaryota; Dinophyceae; Syndiniales; Amoebophryaceae.